AUAAUUUAAGACGUGGAAAUGUUUCUAAAACUUUAAAUCAUUGGUGCAGUUUUCGAUUUCGUUAGCAAUGAAAACGUUUUCGGAGAAAAAGGCCCCUUCCGUGCCUCACAAGAAACUAUCAGCAAAGGAACGUUUCGAGCGGAAGGAGCUAAGCAAAAAGAAAAGGCAAAACCGUCUGCUCGAGCGGGUAAAACGUGAAUUUGAGCAAGUGGAACGUGAAAAGGCGGAAGCCAGUGCUGUAAUCAGCGUGCCGACCAUAGCGGAGGGCGAGGCAGCUUCCACGCUCAGUAUCGCCGUCCCGGGGUCGAUACUGGACAAUGCACAGUCGCAAGAACUGCGUACCUAUCUGGCGGGGCAGAUCGCUCGGGCGGCCUGUAUUUUUCAGGUAGAUGAAAUCAUCGUCUUCGACGAUCGUGGCUGCAUCAAUCAGGCAACGGACAAAAUGGGUACGGUUGAUACGGCACAAGGAAGCACCUCCGCUAGGCGCUGUUGCGUGCAAUUGGCUCGUAUCCUGCAGUACCUGGAAUGUCCGCAGUAUCUGCGGAAAUUUUUCUUUCCCAUGCACAACGACCUAAAGUAUUGCGGCUUGAUCAGUCCACUGGAUUCGCAGCAUCAUUUGCGACAGGCCAGUGAGUUUGAGUUCCGCGAAGGAGUCGUUACGAACAAACCCACAAAGAAAGAACGCUCCGCGUUCGUUAAUGUCGGUUUGCUAAAUGAUGUGCUCGUAGAUGGGCAGUUGGAACCGGGGCUUAGGGUUACCGUUAAAAUGCCUUCGGGAGUGGAUCUUAAAUCGAAGAAGAUUCGUGGCAAAGUGGUUUCUCCAACGCUGCCCCGACAGGAGACCGGUAUCUACUGGGGUUACAAUGUUCGGAUAGCGAAUUCUCUUUCCGAAGUCUUUACCAAAAGUUCGUACAAGGGCGGGUACGAUUUGACGGUAGGAACUUCCGACACCGGAAGAAAUGUUCGUGAAAUUGAGCCGAACAGUUUGAAGUUUCAACAUGCGCUGGUGGUUUUCGGUGGAGUUCUUGGGCUGGAACCGGCGUUGGAAAAUGAUGUUAAGCUGAAUGUGGAUAAUGUGGAGCUGCUGUUUGAUCACUACGUUAAUACUGUUCCCCGGCAGGGAUCGAGAACUGUCCGAACCGAGGAGGCAAUUUUGAUUUCGUUGGCUGCCCUAGGAGAAAAACUGGAACCAACAAACCAUCCGAAGGAAUUUAAACAUUUCGAUGCCAUUCCGCAAAGUCAAGAUACCGGAAUACAACAGUAUGCAUUCAAUGAGAAGAAGAAAUCAAAAAAGCAUAGCAAGGAAGUGUCGGAAACCUCCAUCGAAGCUGCUUCAACCUCAGAUGAUAUGUCUCGCUUUGACUAAAGGUAAUCAAAC
Messenger RNA from Sabethes cyaneus, 1378 nucleotides. Its product is annotated as putative methyltransferase C9orf114. Lineage: Eukaryota; Metazoa; Arthropoda; Insecta; Diptera; Culicidae. The transcript has 2 exons. The record is from RefSeq and is a predicted model, not a curated record. The coding region runs from base 68 to 1366 and encodes 432 amino acids.